This is a messenger RNA of Dreissena polymorpha, 958 nucleotides long. Its product is annotated as probable glutathione S-transferase 7. Gene Ontology annotation, molecular function: glutathione transferase activity. NCBI's taxonomy places the organism in Eukaryota, Metazoa, Mollusca, Bivalvia, Myida, Dreissenidae. The coding region runs from base 221 to 832 and encodes 203 amino acids. The record is from RefSeq and is a predicted model, not a curated record. The transcript is spliced from 6 exons. Gene Ontology annotation, biological process: glutathione metabolic process.
UUAUUAGUUUGAUCGGACAACGAAACAAGUAAAAUAAUCGCGUGGAUGUAGUGACUUGAAUGAUUUCAACCCGAUAGGAUUUUUGGAAAACGAUAUUGGAUGUUAACAACAGCCAUACAUUGUCCAGCAACAAAAACAAAGACUCAAAUAAAAAGGAAAACGUGUUUUAGGGGCCCGUGAUUUCUGCGAUAUUUACACCAACGUCACAGUCUGCUCAGCAAUGGCGAGCUACAAACUUCACUACUUUGACGUCCGGGGCCGCGCGGAGCUGAGUCGAUACCUCUUUCUGGCGGCAGGAAGGGACUUCGAGGACAACCGGAUACCGCAAGAUGAGUGGCCAAAUGUCAAACCAACGCUUGUGUACGGACAGGUUCCGGUACUUGAGGUGGACGGGAAGCAGCUGGCGCAGAGCAACGCCAUUGCACGAUUCCUCGCAAGAGAGUUUGAUCUUGCUGGUGCGAACAGCUGGGAGCAGGCGCUGUGUGACCAGACCCUGGAACUCAUUAACGACCUCAUUCAGGAAGUCGUCAAAUACUUCUUCGAAAAGGACGACGAGAGAAAGAAAGAGGUGGGGAAACAUUUAGCUGAAGUAGUAUAUCCCAAAUUCUUGGGAUACUUCGAAAAACAACUUGAUAAUAACGGCGGCAAAUAUUUAGUAGGAAGCGGGUUAACCGUAGCAGAUUUGGCAGUCUAUGCUGUUUUAGACACAGCUAUGCAAAAUUCGGAAACCUUCUUGGAGAAGCACGAGAAAUUGAGGGCUCAUCGAGACAUGGUAGGCGCCAUUCCGAGGAUACAGGAAUAUGUCAGCAAUAGAAAAAAGACUGACAUCUAGACUUUCAUUGCCAUAAUAACUGAACAAAAUAGAUAUUGUAAACGUAUGGUAUGGCAUUAUAUGGUAUGUACACUUGUUGGUAUGUAUUAUGUAUUCUUGUAUAAUAUGAAAUAAACAUUGAAGCAA